This is a messenger RNA of Zingiber officinale, 2855 nucleotides long. RefSeq names its product calcium/calmodulin-dependent serine/threonine-protein kinase 1-like. Bases 471 to 2201 code for a protein of 576 amino acids. Gene Ontology annotation, biological process: protein autophosphorylation; intracellular signal transduction; peptidyl-serine phosphorylation. Lineage: Eukaryota; Viridiplantae; Streptophyta; Magnoliopsida; Zingiberales; Zingiberaceae. The record is from RefSeq and is a predicted model, not a curated record. Gene Ontology annotation, molecular function: calcium-dependent protein serine/threonine kinase activity; ATP binding; calmodulin binding. Gene Ontology annotation, cellular component: nucleus; cytoplasm. The transcript has 11 exons.
GAUAAUGGCGUUAUUUCCCUAAUGACCAACGACAGGGUUCCAUUCCAUCCACCAUCAGCCAAGAGCUGCAAAAAGCAAAAGGCAAGGAGGGAUUCUCUCAUUCUCUCCCCCUCUCUCUUUGCUUCCUCUUCAGCAUAAUCUUACUCAGCUCUCCUCUUCAUUACGCAAGGAUUCAUUGCUUUGGCCACUGCUUCUCUCACUCUGUUCCCUUCUUGUGCUUCACUCCCGUCUUAAAGUUUGCUCCUUUUCCUCUCUCUAUUCUAAAAAGUUGAGCUUUGCUGUAGUUUUCUCUCCUUUUCCUCUACCGCUCUCAAAUUUGAUUUUUUUUCCCACUUCUUUGUUAAUCUCUUUAGCUUGUUUCUUCCUAUCCAUUGUAGUUCUCCUUCUUGGCAUCCUCCUUGAAUUUGCUACUCCGUUCUCAAAUUCAACUCUCUUUUUUUUUUUCAUUGAGUUUGUCUAUUCAGGUUUCCAUGGGAAUCUGCCAUGGAAAGCAAAUACAAAACCCCGAAUUCCAGGAGGAAGAUGGCCUUCCGGCCCUUGACAUUGGGCAACCUACGCCGGUGCCGAGAACCCCGCAGCAAGGCAAGUUUCCCUUCUGCAGCCCAAGCCCUCUUCCCGGCUCUUACAAGAACUCGCCGGCCAACUCCAGUGUGAGAACGCCGUUGAUGUUUCUCAAGCGGCCCUUCCCUCCUCCGUCACCUGCGAAGCACAUCAGGGCUCUCCUCGCGCGCCGUCACGGCUCGGUGAAGCCGAACGAGGCGUCGAUCCCCGAAGGCAGCGAGGUGGAAGUCGGAUUGGACAAGAGCUUUGGAUUCUCCAAGCAGUUCUUCUCAAAAUUUGAACUUGCGGACGAAGUUGGGCGUGGGCAUUUUGGUUACACAUGUGCUGCCAAGGUGAAGAAGGGAGACAUGAAAGGAGAAGAGGUGGCGGUCAAGGUCAUUCCCAAAGCAAAGAUGACAACUUCUAUAGCUAUUGAAGAUGUACGUAGAGAAGUGAGGAUAUUAAGUUCUCUAGCAGGGCAUAAGAAUCUAGUACAUUUCUACGAUGCUUAUGAGGAUGAAGAUAAUGUGUAUCUCGUAAUGGAGUUAUGCAAAGGUGGUGAAUUAUUGGAAAGGAUUCUGUCAAGGGGUGGGAAGUAUUCAGAAGAAGAUGCAAAAACUGUCAUAGUUCAGAUUUUGAGUGCCGUAUCAUUUUGUCACCUUCAAGGUGUUGUUCACAGAGAUCUCAAGCCAGAGAAUUUUCUUUUUACAUCAGGAGACGAGACCUCCAACUUAAAGGCCAUAGAUUUUGGUUUGUCAGACUUUGUAAAACCAGACGAGAGAUUGAAUGAUAUUGUUGGAAGUGCAUAUUAUGUCGCACCUGAAGUUCUUCACCGAUCUUAUGGAACUGAGGCAGACAUGUGGAGUAUCGGUGUCAUUGCAUAUAUUUUGCUCUGUGGUAGCCGUCCUUUUUGGGCACGCACAGAAUCUGGUAUAUUUCGAGCUGUUCUGAAAGCUGAGCCAAGCUUCGAUGAAGCUCCAUGGCCAUCUCUGUCUUCUCAAGCCAAAGACUUUGUCAAGAAAUUGCUGAAUAAGGAUUAUCGAAAGAGAAUGACUGCUGCACAAGCUCUUUGUCAUCCUUGGCUGCAGAAUCCUGAAAAAAUUAAGAUCCCUCUGGAUAUUAUAGUCUUUAAGCUUAUAAAAGCUUACAUAUGUUCGUCUUCUCUAAGGAAAUCAGCAUUGAUGUCUCUCGCCAAGACCUUGAAGGUAAAUCAGCUCUAUUACCUUCGAGAGCAGUUUGCUUUGUUAAAUCCAAACAAGAAUGGUUAUAUCUCCCUCCAAAACUUAAAGACGGCCUUGCUAAAAAAUUCGACGGAAGCAAUGAAAGAUGCAAAGGUCCUUGAUUUCGUUAACAUGAUAAGCUCCCUUCAAAACACAAAGUUGCACUUUGAAGAAUUUGCUGCUGCAGCAAUAAGCGUGCAUCAGAUGGAAGCACUGGAUGCAUGGGAGCACCACGCUCGUCAAGCUUAUGAGUUCUUCGAGAAGGAUGGUAACAGGCCCAUCAUGAUCGAUGAACUUGCAUCAGAGCUUGGCCUUGGCCCAUCAGUUCCAGUUCAUGUUGUUCUCCAGGAUUGGAUAAGACAUUCUGAUGGAAAACUGAGUCUCUUAGGAUUUGUUAAACUUCUGCAUGGUGUUUCUUCACGCCCAAUUCGAAAAGCCUAGAUAAACUGUCUUCGUCAAGCAUUGUUGCAAAUGGUUUCAACAGCUGAUCGCCUUAAAUCAAGAGAAGAAUCACGAACCAAACAAUCUAUGCAAUUCCUUAACCUUGAUCAUUGAGUGGGCAACCCAACCAGAGAUCUCAGCAGGCAGGACCACACAACUGAAAUCUUCCUUUUGAAACACUGUUUUCACUUAGCCAUGUUGGUGGUUAGUGUAUUACUGAUGCAUAGGUAGAUGUACAAAUGAGAUAGAAAACGCAGGACGUUGAUUGAGUUGAGGCCGGCAAACGGAGUUUGCAAACCUGCACUUCUCUGUUAGCACUCAAUAAGAUAUUUACUCUCUUAUCUGUGAUGAGAUAUAUUGUGAACAAUUAAGCUGCCUUAUGUUCCGGACAGGGUGGGUUCAAGCAACAUGGAUUACAUAAAAUUAAUGAAGGAGCUACAUUGCAUGCCUUUCAGUCAUGUCUUGGUCGAAGUAAUUUGUAGCUACUAUUUGUCUUUUUUUCUUUUUAUGUUUUACAAUUUAUAGCAGUCAUGUCGACAGGAUGAACUUAUGAAAAAGAAUGAAAGAAAAAGGAAUCAAGAAAGCUUACCUCAGUGAGACAUCUUCUAGAUGAAGGCAUAUCAUGUAUCGUAUUGAAUAUAAUCUUUUGUACAA